AUGAAGAAGAGCUACGAGUUGUUGAAGGGGAAAAUUGGCAUAGGAUUUGUACUGGUUUUUGGGUACUUGGCUAUUUGUGUAGUGAUUAAUGGGCUAUUUGGUUCAAUUGUGGUGCAUGGUGGAGAGGAUUACAGGGUGUUGACAAGGAUUGUGGUCAGUGGGUUCCUCGUUGGGAUUUUGGUGAUUGUGAAUCUUAUAGGGAUAUUGGUGCAAAGUGUGUUUUACUAUGUCUGCAAGAAUUAUCAUCAUCAAUGGAUUGAUAAGAGUGCACUGUGUGAUCAUCUCGGUGGAUAUCUCAUUCUCAGGGAAUAUGUGCCUCUCAAGAGCAGCAUUCAGAUGGAAAACAUGGAUGUUUAA
Fraxinus pennsylvanica is the source of this 357-nucleotide messenger RNA. NCBI's taxonomy places the organism in Eukaryota, Viridiplantae, Streptophyta, Magnoliopsida, Lamiales, Oleaceae. The record is from the annotation of a GenBank genome assembly.